Branchiostoma belcheri (Belcher's lancelet) is the source of this 6573-nucleotide messenger RNA. RefSeq lists its product as uncharacterized. Gene Ontology annotation, molecular function: protein binding. The record is from RefSeq and is a predicted model, not a curated record. Gene Ontology annotation, biological process: signal transduction. The coding region runs from base 105 to 6563 and encodes 2152 amino acids. Lineage: Eukaryota; Metazoa; Chordata; Leptocardii; Amphioxiformes; Branchiostomatidae. The transcript is spliced from 15 exons.
AAAAAGUUCCGGAAAGUCGAGUUCAAAAAAGUUGAAGGAAGUUUUCUGGCGACAUCCAUGAAGAAAGUGUUCCUAUAAUGAUGUAGCUGACACCUGUAUGAGUCAUGGCUGAGGGCCAGGGGGUGGCUGGGUGCUCAGGUGAAACUGCAGAGUCCAGCUCAGUUCUCCUGGUGAGUGGCCAGUAUGCCACAUCUGAGGACUGCAGUUCCCCCGUCAGCCGACAGGUGGCCCAGACCCUAACAGGAGCAGGGAGGAAAGUUUACAGUACUGUUUUGGAAGAUACAGAGGAGGACAGAAAGUGUGCUAAGGCUGAUGGAGUGGAGCUCAUCCUCCCAACCCGCAGUCAGGGAGACACAAGGGAACCCUGUCUGGCUUGGCUGACCUUUGACCAUGUGGAUCGCUACCCCAAUGACAGACUCCCACCGGAUGUAGGGUGGAUUGUGGGUCAUGCUGGGGUCACCAGCAGAGCAGCAGCAACUAUCAAGGAACAGCGUUUCCCCCAAGCAAGCCUCAGUCUUGUCACCCAGACUAUACCUGAAGACACAGAGAAGUACAAGGAAGAUGAGAAGGCCAUGGGCAUUGGUGAGAAGGAAGACUCCAUCAGAAAAGAUGCAGAGAAGGCAGAUACUGUGUUCUCUGUGGGACACAGAACACACGACCACUUUACAAUCUCAUUUUGUGCAAUUCCUGAAGACAAGAAGCCAGCUCACUACCUCUUCCUGCCCAAACCAUCAGACUUGUUCCUGAACACUACAGUUAAGCAUCUGAAAACCAGUCAGAAAGUUGUCCUAUUAAUUGGUAGGGUGACAACAGAUGAGAGGGUGAAAGGCUUUGACUUGGCAGCCAAGGUCUUGUCAAAAGUGGUAGAAAGGAGUCAGGACAGAAUCAAGUUGCGGAUUUGUGGUGUCAGUAAAGAGGAGUAUCAGGCCAGUAUGGGCAUUCUCCAAACCAGCAUCAACUCAGGAAAACUGAUCCCCACCCUUCUCCCACACUGCACUCAGGAAGACGUCUGCCGACACAUGCAGCAGGCCCACCUGGUUCUCAUGCCCUCCCGUGCAGAACCCUUUGGACUGGUCGGUCUGGAGGCCAUGGCAGCCGGCGUACCGGUCCUCAUAUCUGACCAAUCAGGACUGGCGGACUUGGUCCAUAAGGUCGUACCAGAAUUCCGCCACUCUGUUCUCAGAAUCACGGGUGACGAUUCUGUAGAUGUCGGACGUUGGGCAGAUCAGAUUGCGGAUGUUCUGCGGAUGUCAGAAGCCGAGUUCCGUCGGGCUGCAGAACUCAAGCAGAAACUCCUGGAGUCCAAAUACUGGGAAGAGUCUCAUCAGCAACUCCUUCAGGCAUUUGGAUGUGCAGGUCAUGUUGCUGAAGUCCAGAAGGGAAAGAGCUGUGCAACUCUUACCGGGGAGACAGCCACUGAUGGAGGGUCAAGGAAUCCCUCGGAACCAGGUUCACCCCGAGCCUCUAGCAGCCAGCUGAAGAGGAAGGGGGAGGAUGGAGAAGAGUUUCCAGGGAAGAAGAAACUGGCACGUUGUACAGAGGAAGGUUCACUCAAACCCUCUAGUAGCCAGCAGAAGAGGAAGAGAAAGAGGAAAAAGCAGCUUCCAGUGAAGAAGAAAGCAACUCCUAGACAGUCAGUUGAUGUGGAGAAAUAUUUCGACAAAGUCAUCAAUGGCGUCAGCUACAAGUGGGAUGACCUGGCCCGGAAGUUAGGGUUCAACGAGAACGAAAUAAAAGGAAUCAGGACAGAUGAGACAUUGAAGCCAGAUCAAGACCACAGGUGCAGAGAAGUGCUGAACAGAUGGAGAAACAGGGAGGGAAGGGGGGCAACUCUACAGGUUCUGAAACAAGCUCUUAUCAACAUUGGGGAACGGGCGACUGCAGAGAGUUUAGAAGCUGUAGCCCAUCCUGGCCCCAUCACCAUUGCAGAAGUGACAGAAAACAGCAUCAGGGUCACCUGGACAGAAGCAGCUGGCAACAAAGACAGCUACAGGAUCAGCAUCACUCCUACUGAUGGUGUCAUCGCUCCUACUGCAAGUGUGAACCCUGGAGACCCACUGGAACACACCUUGACUAGCCUGACAGCUGGAACUGAGUACACCGUCAGUGUUGUAACUGUCAGUUGUGGGGUGAGCAGUGUGGCAAGAACAAAGACACAGAGGACAACUGUAGCCCAGCCUGGCCCGAUCACCAUUGCAGAAGUGACAGAAAACAGCAUCAGGAUCACCUGGACAGAGGCAGCUGGCACCAAAGACAGCUACAGGAUCAGCAUCACUCCUACUGAUGGUGUCACCGCUCCUACUGCAAGUGUGAACCCUGGAGACCCACUGGAACACACCUUGACUAGCCUGACAGCUGGAACUGAGUACACCGUCAGUGUUGUAACUGUCAGUUGUGGGGUGAGCAGUGUGGCAAGAACAAAGACACAGAGGACAACUGUAGCCCAGCCUGGCCCGAUCACCAUUGCAGAAGUGACAGAAAACAGCAUCAGGGUCACCUGGACAGAAGCAGCUGGCAACAAAGACAGCUACAGGAUCAGCAUCACUCCUACUGAUGGUGUCAUCGCUCCUACUGCAAGUGUGAACCCUGGAGACCCACUGGAACACACCUUGACUAGCCUGACAGCUGGAACUGAGUACACCGUCAGUGUUGUAACUGUCAGUUGUGGGGUGAGCAGUGUGGCAAGAACAAAGACACAGAGGACAACUGUAGCCCAGCCUGGCCCGAUCACCAUUGCAGAAGUGACAGAAAACAGCAUCAGGAUCACCUGGACAGAGGCAGCUGGCACCAAAGACAGCUACAGGAUCAGCAUCACUCCUACUGAUGGUGUCACCGCUCCUAGUGCAAGUGUGAACCCUGGAGACCCACUGAAACACACCUUCACUGGCCUGACAGCAGGGACUGAGUACACCGUCAGUGUUGUAACUGUCAGUGGUGGGGAGUGCAGUGUGGCAAGAACAAAGACACAGAGGACAACUGUAGCCCAGCCUGGCCCGAUCACCAUUGCUGAAGUAACAGAAAACAGCAUCAGGGUCACCUGGACAGAAGCAGCUGGCCCCAAAGACAGCUACAGGAUCAGCAUCAGUCCUACUGAUGGUGUCACCGCUCCUACUGCAAGUGUGAACCCUGGAGACCCACUGGAACACACCUUCACUGGUCUGACAGCAGGAACUGAGUACACCGUCAGUGUUGUAACUGUCAGUUGUGGGGUGAGCAGUGUGGCAAGAACAAAGACACAGAGGACAACUGUAGCCCAGCCUGGCCCCAUCACCAUUGCUGAAGUAACAGAAAACAGCAUCAGGGUCACCUGGACAGAAGCAGCUGGCCCCAAAGACAGCUACAGGAUCAGCAUCAGUCCUGUCACUGGUGUCACUAACUCCACUGGAAGUGUGAACCCCAGAAACCCACUGGAACACAUCUUCAGCACUUUAACAGCAGCAACCCUGUACACCAUCAGUGUUGUUACUGUCUGUGGUGGGGUGAACAGUGUGGCAAGAACAGAGACACAGAGGACAAGUUCACCCAAACCAUCUAGUAGCCAGCGGAAGAGGAAGAGAAAGAGACGAUUUACAGUGAAGAAAAAAGCAAAAGCAACUCCUUCCAGACAGUCGGAAUCAGAUUUGUUCCAGAAGUCUGUGAAGAGGCGCUAUGAGUUGAAACUGACUCACUUCAAGCCUCUGAUCUGGAAUGACAACUUCACACUUAGCCUCAGCGACAUCUUCACCCAGUUAGAGUUGAUACCAACAAGUGAAAGAAACUUUAAAACAUCUGAGAAACAGAAAUGGUCAGAAUCAAUGAAGGAAGAACAAAGAAAAGAACUUAAGUCAUUAGACGACUUGUUCAAGCCAGAUGUCACAGGACUGUCCACAGCACCAAGGUGCAUUCUGAUUGAGGGUGAAGCUGGAGGGGGGAAGACAACGUUUCUGUCCAAGGAAGCCCUAGAUGCUGUCUCACAGAAAACAGAGCUGGGCAGACGGCACAACAUCGUCCUGUUGAUCCGACUCCGGGAGGUGAGAGAGGGGGAGACCAUAGAGGAGAUGGUGUGGGACCAGUGUGUUCCUGAAACAACUGAAGGUAUUGAAGCACAGUCCAUUAGAACAAUCCUACAGAGGAACAAGUCCCAUGUUGUCUUCCUCCUAGAUGGGUAUGAUGAGCUGCGGCCUGAGGCCAGGGCAGCCGGGCAGGCCAUUCCCAAACUGCUGUCUGGCAAGAUGUACCCCAACAGCACGAUUGUGAUCACCUCCCGACCCUCAGCAGGAGUGCAGCAGUACACCCGGCCAGACGGUCAUGUACACAUCAUGGGCUUCUCCCGUAGACAUGUGGAGAAAUACAUGCAGCAGUAUUUCACUGUUGUUGGGAAGCAAGAACUGACAAAGACACUUACUCUACAUGUCAAAGGUAAUCAACUUUUGAACACUUUAAUCUAUACACCAAUGUUCCUGAUGUUUGUGUGUCUGUUGUGGGAGGAGGACCAAGAGAUGGUGUCUACUGGAACAAUGAUGGGGCUGUACGACAACCUGCUGACAUGUCUGGUCAGAAAGUGCUGUAAGCGGCAAGGAGUGGACAUGCCAACAGAAGGGCUGCCUACAGAGGUUGCUGAGUCAUUACUGCAGCUCGGCAAGCUUGCACUAGAGGCACUGCUGAGGAAUGAGACCCUGCUUGACGUUACAGAAGUAAAGAGAGAAAAGGUUAAUUGGGAGUUACUUUUAAAGCUGGGUGUGGUCUCCUUGGAGGUUUCUUCCUCUAAACUGCAUCCUAGGAAACAGCUGAACUUUUCACACAAGACUAUGCAAGAGUUCCUGGCCGGACGAUAUGUAGCUCAUGCUCAAGUGAAGCAAGACAUUGUUGAGCUGCUGCAGCUCACCUCCAUAAGCAAGGCACUUGAACUCAGUAACCUGCUUCAGUUCACAUGUGGCUGUGGCUCACAGGCAGCACAAGCUGUGAUGGAGGAACUAAGCAAGCUCAGCAGCAGGGAGUUCACACACUUGAAACCUGAACAGUUUGAAAGUUCAAAUGUGCCAAAAGAUCCAGAUGUGCAAAAGUCCUGCCAAACCUAUAGAAGGUUUGCACACUUGUGCCUGAACAUCCUUAGUGAGAGACAAGAACCAGAAGUACUUCAGGGUAUCAGUCAAGCCCUGCCAAGUGUCAUACUGGACAACUCCAUUAACAGUAGAGAAGCCACAGCUCUUAAGUAUUACAUACAAAAUCUUCAUUCAGCAAACCUGCCAGACAGGCUCAUACUUAAGAUCCAUGGAGGCACUGACAGCAGAGACAUAGUUCAGUACCUACAGCAGUGUUUUACAACUUCACUCCCUGGACUUAAAUUGGACUUGAAACUAUCAGGACAGUUUGACUCACCUGAUCUGACAGCCAGGCUGGUUUCAGUUCUGAAGAAUGUUCCUUGUCUGAGGGUGCUGGAUCUGUCACUCACAAAACUAACACCAUCAUCACUCCAGCCACUUGUGCAGGGGUUCAGGCACAUGUCUCUGUUAGAGGAGCUGUAUCUUUCUGGGAACAGUGCCCUUGGUGAUGCUGGGAUGGAAGUCCUACAGGUUGGGCUGUCCAGUGUUCCACACCUGGCUGUACUCCGUUUUAGGUUAGUCAACAUGACAGCUGUGGGCAUGUCAUCCCUGGCUCCCUACAUGCGCCACCUAGUGGGACUGAGAGAACUGGAUAUAAGUUAUAAUAAGAUCGGUGACACUGGGCUGGAAUCUCUCACCACCGUCCUCCACACCUUCACUGCCAUGCAGGUGUUGGGCCUGUGUGCCACCGGUAUCAGCCCCACAGGCAUGCGCACACUGGUCCCUGUACUGUGUAAGUUAACCAGACUGAUCAAACUGGACAUUAGUAUUAAUGACAUAGGAGACCCCGGGCUGGAAUGCCUGGCUGCUAUCCUCCACCACCUCACAGCCAUGAAGGUGUUGGUUCUCAGUGUGACAGAUAUCAGUGACAAGGGAAUAUCAUCCCUGAUCAAAGCUCUGCCUCACCUGGUGCAAUUACAGGUGUUGGAUGUGAGGUGGAAUAACAUAGGAGACUCAGGGAUUGUCUCACUGGUGCAAACACUCUGCCAGCCCAGCAGUUUGGACAUGGAACAAAACCCACAUGGUGACAAGAGUCUGACCACACUACAGGAGCUGCACAUCGGGGGGAAUGAGGGAGUAACAGGAGCCGGACUGGGGAGGGUCGCACAGGUCAUCAGCACACUGCCGGCACUGACCAGGCUUGACAUGUCUGGUCACCAGGACACACCUGCACACCUGUCUGACACUGCUGCCAUGGAUCUGGCCGAGGCUCUACCCAGACUCCCUGCCCUGGAGCAGCUGGACCUGUGGAACAUCUCCAUGGAGCCUGCAGGGUUCCAGGCUGUGGUGCAGGCUGCUGAGGAACACCCAACACUGGAGAAGCUGGUGUGUCUGUCCCGACAGGUGCCCUCCAGUCUGGACCCCCUGUUUAAGUACACCAGUAGGUGUAAGGUGUGGGGGACCACAGGUGUGCUAACAGGUGUGUUUGUUCCAGGUGUGGCUGUCCUGACAGGUGCCCUCCAGUCUGGACCCCCUGUGUAAGUACACCAGC